This is a messenger RNA of Schistosoma intercalatum, 4574 nucleotides long. The record is from the annotation of a GenBank genome assembly. Lineage: Eukaryota; Metazoa; Platyhelminthes; Trematoda; Strigeidida; Schistosomatidae.
AUUCUCGGCCUUCCGAAACGCGCGCUCUUGUCGAGUGUGCUCGACGUCUUCAGAAAUUUAGGAUGGCUAGCCCAAGGACACGGCGAGUGCUAAUGGAUGUCAAGAAAACUAAUGCGAACCAUUUAUGUUUCGAAUGUGGGUCGCCAAAUCCUCAAUGGGCUAGCGUUACAUAUGGUAUUUGGAUAUGUUUAGAGUGUUCAGGAAAACAUCGUGGAUUGGGGGUUCAUUUGAGUUUUGUUCGCUCAAUUAACAUGGAUAAAUGGAAGGAGUUGGAGUUGGAAAAAAUGAAAGUUGGAGGCAACAGACAUGCUAAGGAGUUUUUCGUUUCACAACCUGAUUACAGACCUCAGUGGAGUUUUCAAGAAAAGUAUAAUAGUAAAGCUGCUGCUUUGUUGAGAGAUAAGAUUGCAACUGAAGCGUCUGGUGAGGAUUGGGACGAAGAAGCUGCUAAUAUACGUAAUAAUAAACCUACCAGUAUAAGUCAUGUAAAAACAACCGGUGAUCUACCAUCUUUAUCCUCAGAUAAACGAAACUUUCAUAAUCAUAAUGAUUAUCAAACCCCUGACUAUUAUCCUGAAUCAAACAAAAUGACCAGUUGCCAUUCAGAUUUGGAAUCCUGGUUAAGGGAUCCAAACUUAUCCGAGGAGCAUGAUUCAUCUACAACACCAGCAACGAAAACAACAACUACUUCUGCCAAUGCACGUUAUGAUAAGGUUCCAGAUUGGGCUGACUCUAAAUUUAUGGAUGAUAAUGGUAAAUAUACGAAUUCUUCGUCUAGGCAUUAUUCAUUAGUACCCGAACGAAAUGAUAAAUAUUCAUGGCAGUCAGGUUGGGCAAUGGUUAGUCAAGUGGCCUCAGUUGCUGCUAAAUGUACCAGUCAAUUAGCAUCUCAAGCAACACAAAAAACCAAAGAAUUAACUCAAUCCGUCCAGGAAAAAGUUAAAGAUAGCAAUAUUUUGGAUUCAUUAUCAAAAGGUGUUGAUACUGUUACCUCAAAGUUGCAAACAGUGAAAGCGCAAGGAAUUCGAAGUUUUGAAUCAUAUUGGACCAGCAAUCCUGAAUCAGAUCUGUCUACCGGAAAUUUUGACAAAUCAUAUGGGUCUACUCUCUUCAAUAAUCGUGAACAAGAUCGUCCCAGUUCAAUGUUUCUUGAUCAACACCUACAACAUGGAACCGAUUCGUUUAAUAGAAGUGAAGGAAAAGGUAAUACUUUUUUGUUCACAUUCAAAAUUAAGAAUGUUUCGUGUGCAACUGUGUGUUAUAGACGAGGUUUUUGACAACUAUUGAAACGGGAUUUCAGUUGAUAAAUUCGCUGUGUAGAGUGGUUAUUUAUAGAUGAACACAAUGAUAUGAUGUGUGGCCAAGUGAUGGUUAGUUACGAGACUGUAUUAUUGACAGAAUUCGCCGAAUAAUUAGGGAUGACUGACAAGACUACUAGUUGGAUGAAUAUAUUUUCUAUGUGAUAUAUUAAUGUAGUUAUAUUUGGAGUGUGAACAGAAAAUAAAAAUGGUAGAAUGUAAUGGGGAAUCGGAGUAAAUUAGCCUGUAGGUCACUGGCCCGGGGACGUGACUCUAGAUUUCAAGGGACGAUUUCUCAUGGCCGAUAACACGACCUUUUCAUGACAAGUUUGUAAUGUGUGUUAGCUACGCACUUCAAACUGUCUUAUUAUCAGAGAAAAACCUCUAUGGUAAGGUGAGGUUUAACAUUUCCGCCUCCUUCCUUCUAUUGUGAGAAAGCUUCAUCGUCGCAGAUUCCUGUUGUCUAUCGAAAACACCUUAAUUCUGUCACACCCCUGUACAGUCAGCAGUAUGAACUCACUCUCGAACCUUUAGUUUGUAAUUUUAGUUUUACCGAUCUCCAACCGACCUGCCUGGAAUAGUAGGAUCCUAAAAGAACAAGUGUUCCAGUUAGUCUAUCUCGAUUGGUUGAUCACAAUAGGCAAACCCGACUAUCACUUCAAGGUAGCAGCUGCUGUCAGCUACAACCAUAGCGUUUUAUUCGUAUUCCUCCUAACAUACGCAAUUAAAGAAAAAGAGGAAAUGGGUGGUUUCACAGAAGAGCUUUUGGUAUCUCCGAACGAUGCGAAAACAAGAUUCAACUAUUUCAUACCCGACUAUUUCUAUCUGUCAUCGCACAACCAUAACCGCGUAAUCCCAGCUUUUUGCUGUUGCCAAGACCAUAUAUAUUUUUUACAGAGACUUCAUCAUUACAUACACUUAGGGACCUAUUUUGCAUGGAGUUGCCUUACCAACUUUUGUCAACUUAUGUCAUACUUGCAAGAGAUUGGAUUACUUGAAUUUUCAGUGUUAGUUAUUGAUAAUAUUAAUACUUGUUAAUUAUUCCAAAUGACAGUUUAUUGUGUUUGAUGUGAAAGAUAAUUGUAUAGGAUCAACUGGAAGAUAUUGUACUGUGUACUUCGAUUAUUACUUAACAUUUCUAUCAGUAUAUGGGUUGUGUAAAUUUAUAAAUAAAUAAAGUAGUAUAUCCAUUAGUUUAAAGAUUUUGACUAAUAAUAAUUACAAUAGACCUGCUUGAACUCUACUGGUAACGGCUUCUCACUAGAACUCCAGGAGUAUCUCUUGAAGUCAGUCACUACUAGUGAGCAGAUGAUUAUUAUCAGAAGGUGUUUUGUGGAGAUUUUUUUGCAAAUUUCAAUAGUUGAAAUCAUGAGUCAAUUGAAGCUAGACCACCAUGAGAAACAUGGAAGCACUGGACGGCCGUUUCGUCCUAGUAUGGGACUCCUCAGUGGCAGUGCGCAUCCACGAUCCCGCACUCCUCGAGAUUCGAACCCAGGACCUAUAUUUAUAAUCGACAAAAUUUCAUGAAAAAAGAAUGCAAACGGGUUUAUUUGACUUUCAAUAGCUCACUCCAUCUAUGAUCCAAGCAAUAUAUUAGACUAUAUGUUAAAGGGUAUGCACUGCUCACCAGUGCAUUAUAUUACUUAGCGAGUGGAAAAGAUCCGUAUGUCUUUCAUUAUUGUUUUUUUAAAGAUCAUCUUGUAAUGUAUGCAUGGAUGUGCAUGAUUGAUUAAUCAGCAUUCUAAUGGGUACUUUUUGCCUUAUAUGUAGUUCUUUAAGAAAUGCAGCGUGAGAUUAUAACUACUGUAUUUAAUGAUUUUCGGACUAGGUUGACCUUAUCUCACUCAAAAUAUACCUUAUUUGUGAGAAGCACACUUGAGCCAUCUUCGUUUCCAUUGUUUUAAACAUCUCCCCCUACUAUAAAUCCUCAAAAAUCAGACUCAUCAGUUACCUUGCCAUUUUACAUCUUGUCGUCUUCUAUAUCGUUACUUAGUUUUUUAGUAAAAUGUCUUCUUGCGGCAGCCUUUCAUCAUAUACCACGCGAAAGGCUGCUCAUACGCUUAAAAACCUCAAUAUAGAAGGCAGUAUUCGUUGUUUGUUCCUUAGGAAUAGAUUCAUGGUGAACUCUGUCAUAAAUGUCAAAAACGAUAAGUAGCAUUACCUUACUUGUUUAUAGUAUUUUUAAUGUUUGAGUUUCAUAUAUUGUUUUCCAUUCUUUGUUCUAUGUCUUCAAUUCAAUGUUUAAUUAGAUCCAAUAGUUAGUAUUUCAUAUAGAUCAGUCCAUGCAUUUAUUAGAUAAACUAUGUAAGUUAUUUGAAAUAGGUUACCUUAAAAAGAAUAAUCAUUUAAACAAACAAAUAUCCUUCAUAUUAUUGUUUAGGGGCUUCAUUGUCGAAUACCAAUUGGAAUAACAAUGAAACCUGUGAUUGGGAUUUAAGCAAUGAUCAUGGAUGGGGAUCAAUUGAUGAUAAUGGUUGGUCUACUACAACUGCUAGUGGUGGUAAUUCUAGGACAACACUAACUAAUGAAUCAGUUGUACAACGUGAUUCCAAACUUGAAAACAAUGGUUACAAUCGAAGAAGCCGUAAAAAUUCUUAAAUUCAAUUACUUGAUAAUUUAAAUUCUCCCAAUCUUUUUUUUGUUUUUGUUUUGUUUGGAAGUGUGAUCAAGGUCAUUUAUCUUAUCUUGUUUGCCCACUGUACCUAUUCAUUUCUUGGCUCUUUUUUUGCUUGAAUAAAAAUUGUUUUUCCCCCUAUUCUUUCUUUAAUUCGAAAUAAUGUGUAAUUUAUUUUCAAUCUGAAGAAAUCUUUUUCAUUUACUAUAUCUAUCUAUCUAUCUAUCUAUCUUGAUUUCGCUAUGUAAUCUUUAUAUAGUAGGAAUUAAAGAUGCACACAUCUAUAAAUUAUAAUCACUUGUAAUGGUAACUAAGCCAAUGAUCUUUCUCUCUUUGAUUUCUUAUCUUUUUUUGUUUUAAACCCAUUUGGCGUUUUGUACGAUAUUAGUAUCACUAAUUCAGUAGUAGUACUGUGUUUGGUAUGAGUAAUAUAUAGUAUGAAACGUUUGCACGGUUUAAGUAAAAAAUCAUCUUUUAUGUGGUUACGUUUGUUGUUUUUUUUACAGACAGAUGUGACUUAUUCAAUAUAUUCGCUUGUUCAAUUUUUGUUUGUGUUACUCUGAUUCAAUUAUUCAGUAAUUAGGCUUUUAAUUUAUGAAUGGUGAAUUUAAAUGUUGUUCAAUGACUUACUUCUAUGAAGAUGGCCCGUAGUAACAACUGGG